Messenger RNA from Merops nubicus (carmine bee-eater), 2832 nucleotides. RefSeq names its product probable phospholipid-transporting ATPase VA. Gene Ontology annotation, molecular function: ATP hydrolysis activity; magnesium ion binding; ATPase-coupled intramembrane lipid carrier activity. The record is from RefSeq and is a predicted model, not a curated record. Gene Ontology annotation, biological process: phospholipid translocation. Gene Ontology annotation, cellular component: plasma membrane. The annotation marks the transcript as partial. The transcript has 11 exons. Lineage: Eukaryota; Metazoa; Chordata; Aves; Coraciiformes; Meropidae.
AUGACCCUCGGGGCAAACAUCAAAAAAAAAUCCAAAGCAAAAUGCAGAAUUACCUUAAUCUGUACGCCGUGGACGGGCUGCGGACUCUCUGUAUUGCAAAAAGGAUUCUCAGCAAGGAAGAGUAUGCCUGUUGGUUAAAAAGUCAUUUAGAAGCAGAAUCCUCUAUUGAAAAUCGUGAAGAACUUCUGUUUCAGUCAGCGCUGCGGAUAGAGAAGAAUCUGCAUCUGCUAGGUGCAACUGGCAUCGAGGACCGUUUGCAGGAUGGUGUUCCAGAGACCAUUGCAAACUUGCGCAAAGCUGGGUUGCAGAUUUGGGUUCUGACUGGAGACAAGCAAGAAACAGCUGUUAAUAUUGCUUAUGCCUGCAAGCUGCUAGAUCACGAUGAAGAAAUCAUCACUUUGAACGCUGAAUCAUCAGAAACAUGUGCUGUCUUGCUGGAGCAGUGUCUGCAAUGUGUAGAAUCUAAAUUUUCAAACAACACAACAGAUGAAGCUACUGGAAACAUGACUGUUGGCUUCGCCCCUCUCUAUCCACCCUCUUCCCCCGUGCUUUCCAGCUUGGGCCUAGUGAUUGAUGGAAGGACUCUAGCUUAUGCCCUGGACCCUACACUAGAAGAUAAGUUUCUUGCACUGGCCAAGCGAUGCCGUUCAGUAUUGUGUUGUCGCUCUACCCCACUCCAAAAGAGCAUGGUUGUGAAACUGGUCAGAGACAAGCUCAAAGCAAUGACCUUGGCAAUAGGUGAUGGUGCUAAUGAUGUCAGCAUGAUCCAAGUGGCAGAUGUUGGCGUGGGGAUCUCUGGUCAAGAAGGCAUGCAGGCGGUGAUGGCAAGCGACUUUGCAAUCCCCAGGUUCCGGCAUUUGGAGAAGCUUUUGCUUGUCCAUGGCCACUGGUGUUAUUCCCGACUCGCCAACAUGGUGCUGUAUUUCUUCUACAAAAAUGCAAUGUUUGUGGCCCUUCUCUUCUGGUACCAGUUCUACUGUGGGUUCUCUGGCUCAUCAAUGGUUGAUCAGUGGUAUCUCAUCUUCUUUAAUUUACUCUUCUCUUCUCUUCCACAACUGAUUACUGGUGUGCUGGAUAAGGACGUGCCAGCUGAAGUGUUAAUUGCUGUACCUCAGCUUUAUAAAAGCGGCCAGAAUAUGGAGGAGUACCAACCACAUAUGUUUUGGAUGAACAUGAUUGAUGCUAUGUAUCAAAGCCUGGUUUGCUUCUUUAUCCCCUAUUUCACUUACUAUGACUCUGAGGUGGAUGUCUUCUCCUGGGGAACUCCCAUCACCACAAUAGCUCUUUUCACCAUCAUACUACAUUUGGCUAUUGAAACCAAAACUUGGACUUUUCUCCACUGGUCGUCUUGCAUCUUCAGUAUCCUUUUGUUCUUCUUUGUGGCUCUGGUUUACAAUGCUUCCUGCCCGGUUUGCCAUCCUCCAUCCAACCCCUACUGGACUAUGGAAAGGCUGAUGGGUGACCCUAUGUUCUAUUUCACGUGCAUUAUAUCACCAGUCGUUGCAUUGCUGCCCAGAUUUCUGUACAGAACCCUCCAGGGAACGCUGUUCCCCACCCAGCUUCAGCUCGGGCGCCAGCUGAGUAGACUGUCCCCAGAGAUGCGCACCCAGCUUCUGACCAAGUUGAAUGUAAAGGAAGCAACACAUCAGACACAGCCCUUUGCAAACAGCUCCUCCCCAAGCCUCGGCCCAAACCCUAAUGAUUGUUACAAGGCUUAUAACCAAAGCACACCUUUGCCAGCAUCUCCUCAAGCAAGCGAGUCACUUUUCCAAGAGCACACGAAGGCAGAACAUACCAGAGGUCAGACUGUGGCUGCCUCUCCCCAGGGUGCUGUGUUGUAUGGGGAAAACAAACGCCCCCCAUCAGCAAGUAGUCUGGAAAGGUCCGUGGGAUUUCAUGAAGUUAGACACAGCACUUCAGAGAUGGAGUCACUGCCUGUGGGAGCAACAUUCCCCUGGAGCUCAGCGGUCGACCAAACAGACUUCAGUUUGUUGAAGUGGAUCACGUCAACUCCGCUGUUCAGCCGCAUCGGGGCUGUGUUACAGGUGGCACCAAGCAGUUUACAGAGCGAAACACAGGACAGUAUGUGUGUGCUUGGCUCCUCUUUGCAUGUGGACUUCGAAGGCUUGAAAGAACAGAGCUCAAAUGACUUGCAGGACAAAAUGAAAGGGAUGCCAGCUGAUCAUUGUAAAAGUGACAAUUGUGAGACCACCUUUUUAUGACAUGGGCCUUAAAUAUAUUUAUAUCUUUUCUAUUUGCACACAUUUAUAGUGAGAUUACUCUAUUUGUUUCCAAAGAUGAAACAGAAAAUCAAAGGUACAGAUUGAUUAUUUAAGAAUGUUUAAAUACAGUAUAUUGAAACAAGAGCUUUAAAUAUAAAAGGAAACACUUGAAAGUUCCAUUUAUAUUGUUUUAUUUUUUCAUCUCAUUUUGUAAGGAAAUGCCAUCUCUUCAUUUUUCAGAGGCUUCUCUUUUAUUCUGACACAUACUGUAAAAGCAAAGGACCUAGCUACUACCAUAUUCAAAUGGAUUAGAUUCAGCAACAAUUACUGAUAUCAUUAUAGGCCAUUGAGUAAUCAAGGAGGAAAACCAUGAUAAUAAAUAGGCACUGUAUUUCAUCCAUCAGCUGCUUGCCAGGGUAUUUUGUCACUGGAGCAAACCAUUAGGCAAGACUAUCGAAUUGUUAUACACCUCUCUGUAAAUGUUAACAGUAUCUUACCACCACAUUAAUAAUACUGGUAUUUUAUAAGUGACACCACAUUUUGAUGUUGCAGCCAUAGCAUUUUAUGUGUCAUGAUAAAGCAAUAAAUAAAUGACCAUCCAUAUUGCAAA